AUGCGCUUAACCGUACUAAUGCUUUUCGGCUUGUGUCUUGAAGUGACGGUUGCCAGCAAGAAGUUAGACUUUCACAACAAGUGCAAACAAACCGUUACGGCUGGUUUGCUUGGCAGUAGUACCCACGGCGUCCAACUCUACAACCUCCAGCAUGAUCAGUCUCACACUUUGGUGCUCCCUAACAACUGGUCAGGCAGGGCUUGGGGUCGUUACCAGUGUUACGACACCAAACAACGCUCUAACGCAACUCAGUGUGGAGCGCCAGGAACACCUAACCCGGCAAGUUUGGCCGAGUUUGCGUUCGGAGCCUAUGCAGGGUUAGACUUUUAUGAUUUGUCAAUGGUCGACGGCUAUAAUUUGCCGAUAAAAAUUACCCCCAUAGGCGCGAAGCAAGGAUCUAACAAAUACGACUGCGGAUCUCCUAUCUGUUCGAAUCUACCUCAGUGUCCUAGCUCACUUACUGUCAAAGGUUCAGAUGGCAAACUACUUGGAUGUCAGAGCGACUGUUCCAAGUAUGGCGGUGAUAAAUUUUGCUGCGGUGGUAAAUAUGGAGCAAAAAAUUGUGGGGGGCCAUAUGCACCAAUGAUCAAGAAGAAAUGCCCAACGGCGUAUAGUUUUGCUUCAGACGACCCAACAAGCACCUUUACAUGCAAGACCAGUCACGGGUAUACAAUCACCUUCUGUCCAUGAUAAAACGGCUCUCAUUAUUAAAAAAUGGAAUGAAUAAUAGAUUACAUGCAAAGUGUGAAACGGAGAUGAGAAACUCAUUAGAAUGGUCGGGAUGAAGCGGGAUGUUAAAAAAUGAGAAAAAACGUUAUUCGACAAAUUCGAGCUCUUUUAUCCGAUCCUUUGCAUAGAUGUCCUUGUAACGAUCAUAGAGAUCCUGUUUGAUUGAAGGGUUCAGAUGUUUGACGGAUGGGUUGGUUGUUUCAUGUGGGGCGUGUCAGCUUACCUGCACGGCAUGCAUGUACGAGUCAUGUAGUUCUUUUAUAAUCUCAUCCUUUGACUGUCCUUCUUUGACGCUAGGUACGGAGAUGGGCUUUCCG
Molecule: messenger RNA, 1046 nt
Organism: Umbelopsis ramanniana AG
Lineage: Eukaryota; Fungi; Mucoromycota; Umbelopsidomycetes; Umbelopsidales; Umbelopsidaceae
Exons: 2
Coding region: 1-690 (229 amino acids)
Source: RefSeq, a predicted model, not a curated record